Drosophila erecta is the source of this 702-nucleotide messenger RNA. RefSeq lists its product as uncharacterized. The transcript is spliced from 2 exons. The coding region runs from base 1 to 570 and encodes 189 amino acids. NCBI's taxonomy places the organism in Eukaryota, Metazoa, Arthropoda, Insecta, Diptera, Drosophilidae. The record is from RefSeq and is a predicted model, not a curated record.
AUGGGCGGCAAAUUACAAAUGCUGAAAACAGUCAUACUUUUGAUGUGCUGCGAUUCGAUUUGGGGUGGUCUCGCCCCAAGCAAACAUACGUGGACAUAUAACAUCAGAUCGACCAGAAUGUCAACCAGCAAUGAGUCGGUGGCCGGUGGUGAAACUCAUCUGAAUCGCGAGGGUCGCGGGGAAUACAGUAUGAGUGGCAACUUGUACUUUAACGUGGACGUUCCAGAGGAGUUCGAGGUCAUGGCUAGUAUCUAUCGCAGCAACGAUGGUGGCGCCACCUAUAAACUCGAACCCUAUUCCGUACCGCGCACGGGAGUCUACACGGCGAUUAACACCUUCUACAAGGACAUUGUCAUGUCAUCGGCAGCGAAAUGCUCGAAUUUUCCGCAAUUCGAGGGCAAACUCGAACACGUUGCUGCUCAGAAAUUUACGUACGACAGGUGCAUCUUGAGCAACGAUGGAUUUCCCACGUAUGUGUCCGAUGGCAUUUACAAAUUCGAGGUUAAGACCUUCGGUAUGGUGGAGCUCUUUUUUGAGGCCAUCGUCGUAGUGGAGCAGAAAACCUUCUGAUCUGCAUGCAAUUGCAUUAUCACUAACAUGUUUACUGUACUUUUAAGUAAUAUUUUUUAAGCGGUAAGGGAGCAUCAAGCAAUUGAGAUAAACUGUUUACACUCUGCUGCAUAAAUGGUAAUGGAAAAAGCC